This is a messenger RNA of Porites lobata, 5488 nucleotides long. Lineage: Eukaryota; Metazoa; Cnidaria; Anthozoa; Scleractinia; Poritidae. The record is from the annotation of a GenBank genome assembly.
AGUCCUAAUCAAGAUGGCGGAAAAUGGCGGAGUGAUUGGAUUGAAAAAGCAAAAUUAAGGUGCAGUUUAUUGAGCUCGAGGAAGUAAGAUGUCAUUUCAGUCACAAGGCGGACAAGGUGAUUAUUUUUUGCAGUAUCGACUAUGAAAACAAGCAAGGCUGGCAGAUAUUGCUUGUUGUAUUGCUGAAUCGAGGCUAGAGUACAUAGUUCGCGUCUAAAUGAUCAUAUGAUCACGGCUUGCCUUCGCUUUCUUUUGGCAGAAACACAGAAUCGGAGGAUUCUACAGGAUCUGCAACAAAAACGCCAGAUGCUUUUAAAUCAAGGCCAAGGUGGCGUAGGAAAUGUGGGGUGAGUCGAAGUGAUCUCUGACCUUUAAUUGUGAGCUAAUUGCGAGAGAUGCUAGAAAAUACAGUUUUAAGCUGACAGAAAUGAGCUUACUAACACAGUUUCAACAUAGAUUUUUCAUACUUUGCACUUUGUUAUGUGGUAUGUUACACAGGUAAUACAUAGGCAGAAGUGAACAUAACAUGGCUUAAACAUAGUCCAACAUAGUUAAUAAAUAGCAUGAACAUAGGUUUUGCAUAUGUCUAGUUCUACAAGGGGUACCUUAAAAGUAAUUUUUAUUGUUUGAGCUUAUGAUUUGGACGGUAAAUUUGGCAUCCCUCUCGCUUGAAAAGUUUCUUUCCUUCGUACUUAAACAAGAUAGCAUGUUGCUGUCACUUAAAGUUUGUGAAGCUUCGUUUAGUAAAAUCAAGUCACUCACCGCUUCUAGAUUAAUGCUUGAUCAAUGCAAGGAAGCAGUAGCGUAAAUUACAUGUAUUUGUACCAUACAGGAUUACACCACCACCAAAUAUUAAAAGAUUUGCUCAAUCAAGGAUAAAACAGCCUUUGUACAGACUGUCACAUGAUGUCUUACAGCAUGUCACAAUGCUUUGCAUGAAUAGACAAAUUUUCUUUUCCCAAGCAUUUCCAAAAUGAAAGGGUUACUUGGAUUAAAGUCCCAUGAGACUUAUGAUAAACUCCUAGUCUUCCCUUUCAAAUUACCUCAUAUUUUUCCAGAGAAACAAAUGGAAAGUUUGACAGUUUAAAGGCCUUAUCACAUUCUGCUGCAUUAAAUGCUCUUUGUUAACUUUAAGUGUACCAAUUUUAUGAAAAAUACAGAAGCAAAAACAUAUGUGUUGUUUAAUCUUUCUUAACAAAUUUAUUAUUAUAUUGCCCAUAGCAACAAAACAAAUUAUGAGAAUUUAGGUGAAUAUAGCAGUUUUGUUGUAUUUUCGUAAGUUAUUGUGUCAUUUUUUUACAUUAUUUUGUAUUCCACAGUAUUUUGCCAUAAAAAAUUUAGCAUUAUCACUAUUUGCCCGGGCCCCCUCCCCUGGAUCUGCCACUGCAAUGGUGACCAACAUCAAUUUUUUCUUAACAAUACCCAUUCACUGACAAAAGAAAAGGUUAUGAGAAUUAACAAAAUGAUCACCAAAACGAAAAUGCCUUGAUCUUUUGUCAAAUUCGCUCAACUAAUUCUUAAACGAAAUGUAUAGAGAUCAGGUUGGAGAAUUUGUAAGUGGAUAUCAGGCUUAAAGGGUUAAGAGAGAGUCGAGUGUUAUCAGAAUAACAAUGUUCAUGAUAUGACUGUUUAAUGUUUUUACUUCUCAGGCAAAGGAGUGUGGGAGGUGCAGAGGCAUCUGUUCCCAUUGUAAAAGUUACACAUGAAGCCCCGGUAAGUAAUAAGUGCAGUUAAUGUUUGAGUUUGUGUGGAGUCAAUGUAAUUCAAUAUUCACCUGAAUUUUCUGCGUUGCUACAUGACUGAAUUGUAAUAAUGAGUUGACAAGUUUGUGACUAGACUUCUUAAUAACAGCUUAUUGAAAAAUAAUUAUUUAGAAAACAGCAAAAAUACUAUAAUCUGUGACGGCUAUGGGUGUCCAUAUGAUCCAUGGGCAUACACACAAAAAAACUGGCCAUCUAUGUAGGCUAGCUGCUAAGUUAUACAUAAUUAGGCUUCAAGUUUUGUGGUUAACUUGUGCACUUUGUAUGGUCGCUUCUUCAGAGUUUUAAAAAACAGACCUGCUUUUUCAAAAUUGGGUAAACAAUAUCUGCUAGAUAAAUCCCUAUCUAAUAGAUACAUGUACACUUAAGAUUAGGAAAAGUAAGGCCAAUUGUCUUAUCCGUUAAAUAGAAUUUGUUGAGUGGAUCAUGGUUUUCUCCUUUUGAACAAGUAGGGCCAAUGUGGAAUUUGGAACUGUUCAGUGAUUAAUCUAGAAGUUGGUCAAAGUGUGUUAUAUAUGCAUGUAUGUCCCACAUGGCAUUUUAAAUUGGGUCAUUUCAGAAAUGGUCUACUAGGUCAAACUAUGAUAUUGAAACUUUGAACAACUAUAAUGGAAAUCUUCAUGGUUUUCAGAUUCACCUGCCUUUCUCUCUCUUGUAAAAAAUGAACUUAGCUUUUCAAUUAAUGGAACAAAAACAAAGAACGAAGUCAACAAACGAAGCGCAAAUCGGCAAAGCAAUGUACAGCUGUAUGCAGAGCGUCCAAAUGAACGCUCCGGUCUCUCUCAGAAUUGCGUGAUGUAAGAACUAAUCGUACGCACGAAGUCUGAAAUUGAAUGAUAGUCAUUCUGUGCGCUCAUUUCAGGCUAGUAAGCGCACUUUUUUUUUUUUAAUUACUUAUAUUAUUACCUGCUGCUUUGGAAGUACUUAUAAUAUGAAGUAACUUUUUUGCGUCAGUAUGACUCCACGAUUAUUUCAUUUUGGGUCAGAGCAGAAUACUGUAAAAUUCCGAAAAUAAGUCCCUCCAUGUAUAAGCCCUCCAAAUAUAAGCCCCCCAAGCUCGUUACGCAAAAAACCCUCCGUUAAAUCGUCCCCCCGAAUAUAAGCCCCGCGGGGGGCUUGUACUUGGAAAUGUCCGUCAAAUACAAAGUAAAACAAAGAAAAACGGUAGUUUUCCUUCCAAGAAGAGGGCUAGCCCAAACGAUUUUUAAACGCAAAUUUCCCUCCAUCCAUAAGCCCCUCCGAAUAUAAGCCCUUCAAAAAAUAAGCCCCUCAAUAAUGGCCUUUGAAAAAUAUAAGCACCGGGGCUUAUUUUCGGAAUUGUACGGUAUUCCACGUCAAUGGCGGAGAAACGUAGCUUAGAUUGAACACUUCAACUGUUAUCAUUUAAAUAAACCUCUGUAAAAAUGCUCUAUUGCUUUUAGGUUAUUCGCAACCCAGCAGACAUGGCAUUGAGCCAGCGACAGGCACUAGAGGUUGGUUUACAUCACUUAACCCUUGAAGCCCUAAGAGUGAUCAGCAUUAAAUUUCUCCUUGUAGUAACAAGGCUUUGUUAAACAGAGUGGUCAUGAGAAUUACGGACAUGAUCACACAGGAUGAAUUAGGUUAAUAUUAUUUUUAUCAACUUCUCCCCACUACUUCUGUAGGAAAUGAAUAGGAGCAACACAUGAGAAUUCAAAUUUUGAUCUUAGGGUUUAAAGGGUUAAAAGAUUUACAUAAGUAGUAUAAAAACCACUCACUCUGUCAAAAGUAAUUAUUAUAGCUUCUAAAUCAGAUGCUUUGUGUCGUGUAAAACGUUUCAUCAAAAUACUUUAUGUCACAUUCUUUUCUGCUACAUAUCAUCUCAUUAUGAAAUGGUAUCAAUGAUUUAGACAAUGCUGGACUGUAAAACAGCCCGUAUUUUUGCCUAAGUUCAGGACGCGUGCACGAGCGGUCAAAGCAGAGGUUUGCAGUGAGGGUAAAAACGAAGAGUGAGACCGUCUUUACAACGGUUUCGCUACUUGUCAAAUUCGCUACGUUCGAGUUCGCUACCUACAUAUUUGUCUUGCUGGCUAUUGGCAAAGUCUAAAACUUGCACCCUUGAAGGGGCAAGCUUAAAAGAACGAGAAAUAUAUCAGCAGAUUUUCAGUGGUUUUCAGGAAGUAAUAUGUAGCGAAUUUGUUGCAAACUAGAAUGAACGAAUUCGAAAAGCAGCGAAACCGGUUGUUACCAGAAACGGGCGUGGCCCACUUCGUGUGAAAAUAUUAUGCUGGCGCUUCACGCCUUGCAAAACCGAUUUGGAGAAAAAAAUUGCAUUCUAAGUCGAUGCCAGAUUGUCAUGGACCUGGAAAAAUAACAACACGAAAAUUUAAAGGAUUUCAUUAUAGCGCUACCGAUGAUUUUCUCGUGCAUCAUCAUGAUUUCCUGAAUGACUGACGUGAUCGUAUCCAAGACAAUGUGUAGCACUGACCUUUCAAAAAGAGAGCUUUAGAUUUGAGGACGAGAACGAGAUUUAACUUAAAGUUUUUUCUCGUGUUCUCAAAAAAAAAAAGACAUCCCGGAAAGCUUCAUUUUACAUUUUUACACCAAAAAAGUUUAUACGGUUAUGUCUCCUGACCGAGGUUGAGCCCUCUCCCAAUAGCAAAAUGAUAAAACUUCUUCUAAUUGAUAACUUGUUCCCGCCACGACGACAUUGUCGCUAAAACUCGUAGUAGAAUGACGACUGUCUCGUUUUGCCACCAAAAUGACGCUGGUUCACUCGUGAGCAAUACUCAGUAUUGAGGAAAUCCUCGUUUUCGUUCGUUCUCGUCUCAGAAUCAAGAGCCCCUAACAAUUCACUGUAGGGGGCGGGGGAGAGGGCCGAAUUUUUUUUUUGCUCUUUGGGCCUCAAUUUGGUCUAAAAAUAAGGGGGGGGCGCCCACACACCCUGGCCCCUGCAGACCUACUGAUCGCGCCCUCGACUGCAAAAUAUCCCUGCAUUGUAGGCUAAUGGUAUCCUUUCUCAGUUCUAUUGGAACAGUUUUAUUUUUUUCUGUCUCAAAUCGUUUCGUAAUUAAGUGCCAAGUAAACGACAAUACAAGACAGUAAACCCUCCUUAAUAUGGGACUAUCGCGAGGUAUGUUUAGACUUUUAUGGAGCGUUUUCUUUUGCUUUUUAGCACGCGAACACUACGUCUUCUGGAUAUUUUAUCUCGCAAGACUCAGCUUACGGAAAUCUCAUCCUGCCGGUUUUACCAAGGUUUGAAAAUGGAGAAUUAAAAAUGAUUUGAGAUUGGACUGCUUUGGAGCGUGAUACUCUAAGAAGCUUUUUCAGAACGUAUGAGUGGUUUAACAUGACUAGUUCCACGGUUCCCCCACGGCUUAUGCAUUUCGGGUCACGUGGUCUGAGCGAAUCAAUGGCCUGGCCGUUCGUCUCGGAUACGUCACCGAAAUUCAUUGGCCCAGGAGGCCUGGGAAGACGCUGUAAAGGGACAAGGCAAUGUUCAAAAAAUGAGCUUCAAGAAGGUCGAUCAUCUCAAGUUAUUUGAGGAAGUAACCUAAUGCAUGGUUUAAAAAUCUGGCCUUGGCAAAAUCAAACACUAUAUGUACUUAAACGUUGAAAGGAGCAAAUGAAAGUAAUCUGUAGUUGAUGCGACUUAUGCUGUGAAUAAAAUGUUAAUUUAACGUUGAACCGAUACUCAAGUUGCAACUUCCUUCGUAUUUCAAGCUGUGACCAUUUUGAAUAAUUUGGACGCUGACUGGCAUGGUUUUGGC